GGUCUGACGUCACAUUGGGUUCAAAAUGAAAGAGUAGCAUUAAGGGAGAGAUUUUCGCUUAAAAGUGUGCUGCUAGCUGCAAAAAUGAGAGAGAUAUUAUAAAAGCGUUAUGUUUUUAUUCGUUCUAACUGGAUAGAUAGCAAGCAGUGGCGGUUUUGAGCUGAUUUUAUAGUAUUUUUAAGGCACCACACUGAUUUGUUUUGUUAUGUAGCAGCGUUUAAAGUUAGCAUAAGCUAACACAGGUGUUUAUAUUUCAGUGUAAACUUUGUGCUGGUUAACUGUUGUGCUGGUUAACUGCUUCGUGCUGGUUAACUGUUGUGCUGGUUAACUGUUGUGCUGGUUAACUGCUUUGUGCUGGUUAACUGUUGUGCUGGUUAACUGCUUCGUGCUGGUUAACUGUUGUGCUGGUUAACUGUUGUGCUGGUUAACUGCUUCGUGCUGGUUAACUGUUGUGCUGGUUAACUGCUUCGUGCUGGUUAACUGCUUCGUGCUGGUUAACUGCUUUGUGCUGGUUAACUGUUGUGCUGGUUAACUGUUGUGCUGGUUAACUGUUGUGCUGGUUAACUGCUUUGUGCUGGUUAACUGUUGUGCUGGUUAACUGUUGUGCUGGUUAACUGUUGUGCUGGUUAACUGCUUUGUGCUGGUUAACUGUUGUGCUGGUUAACUGCUUUGUGCUGGUUAACUGCUUUGUGCUGGUUAACUGUUGUGCUGGUUAACUGUUGUGCUGGUUAACUGUUGUGCUGGUUAACUGUUGUGCUGGUUAACUGCUUUGUGCUGGUUAACUGCUUCGUGCUGGUUAACUGCUUCGUGCUGGUUAACUGCUUCGUGCUGGUUAACUGCUUUGUGCUGGUUAACUGCUUUGUGCUGGUUAACUGCUUCGUGCUGGUUAACUGCUUUGUGCUGGUUAACUGCUUCGUGCUGGUUAACUGUUGUGCUGGUUAACUGCUUCGUGCUGGUUAACUGUUGUGCUGGUUAACUGCUUUGUGCUGGUUAACUGUUGGUAGCUGAAACAGAAAGUAGCUCUUUAUAUGUUUAUAUUUAGGCAGGUUGCUAUAAGAUCAGGGUUUUCACUGACAACACUGAAUCUUUCAGAAUGGAGCUGCAGGUUGUUGAGAGAGCAAAGAUUUUUUGGUCUCAAGUGGAUGUGGACUUGGCGUUUGAAGAGUUGUUGGACUUCCUGCUGUGUUUAAGAGAAGCUAUUAAAAGUAAAACUGCCUCGGAUAAAGGCUACAUCCAGGGCAUGAAUAUUAUUAUGGAGUCUGAGGUGUCGCUGACUGCAGCUUUGAGGAAUGACUCCUUUGAGGAGGUGUUGAUCGGUGAAGACAUCCUGACAGUGUCUGUAUCAGACUCGCAUUGCACUAUACUGAAAAUGAAGGAUCUUCCUGUGCCAGAAGACACCUUGCUUGAUGAUGCGUCAAGGAACCCAGAGUCUGAUAACAGUCAGAUGUCUUCAUCGGGCAGAAACGAUGCUAAGUUAACAGGGAAGUUUGACACGUAUGACUAUAUGAUGCUGCUGUCGCCGACAAAUCUUUUUUCUGAUGACCAGUUGGCCCCUGUUUCACCUGUCCAGCUUUCCUAUCAACAUCACGACUGCAGCCCAGCCUGUCUCCCUCACCUCCCGUCUCACUCGGACCACUUUCUUGGCUACAACCCCUUGCGAGUGCCUCUUAUCUGCCGCUUCCAGCGGCACUGUGCCAAACCACUCAUGUUGUCCGUACAACAUGAGGACUUGGACUCGGAUGUGAUCUACAAAGCCCCAUGUGGGCGGAGCUUGUGCUGCAUGGAUGAUGUGUAUCAGUUCUUACAGCAGACUAACAGCCUUGGGGUCCUGCAGCAGACCAAUUUCAGCUUCAAUCCACUUGUCCUGCCAGAGCGUCAGGCUCAGCCAAGGCCACUCGCACCCGCUUCUCCUCAUCCCACAACCAGUAUUUUUGAGCGGGAUAUAAGCCGUGGGAUGGAAGCUGUUCCGGUCACUCUGUGUAAUGACUUGGAUGGUGUACGACCAAAAGAGUUCCGUUAUCGCAAGGAUCGCUGGCCUCACGGCUGCUUCUUAAGCAAGGCACCAUAUUUCCUGACCUGCUGUGACUGCACGGACGGAUGCGCAGACAGUUCCAGUUGUUUAUGUCUUCAGCUGUCUCUAAAGACUGGAGCAAAGCCAGACGAGCUUUACAGACACCAUCGGCUAAAUGAGCCUGUGGCCACUGGGCUGUACGAAUGUGGUCCAUGGUGCGGAUGUCAAAAAAGCAGCUGUCAGAAUCGUGUGGUCCAGCAUGGACUCCGUGUCCGCUUGCAGGUGUUUCGCACCAUUGACAAAGGAUGGGGGGUGCGUUGCUGUGACGACCUCGACACAGGCACCUUCAUCUGUACCUACGCAGGUGUUGUCCUCAGACUAGAGAAGAACUUAGAGGAACCCUUUCUCCCUAAAGCCCAGAAGGAGGAGCAGCUUUCGGAUGAUGAGGUGGAGGUGGUGGAGGAGUGGACGCUUCCCUCAGGGCAGAAGAAAACAGGAACGUCGACUACUGAGACACUGGAUACUUCUCCAGCACUUUACGUUCCUGUGAUUCAGAGGUCUGCAGACCAGCCCUCUACACCGCACAAUGGGAGAGAACAGCCGGAGCACACGGGUGACCAGAAGGAACUGAACAGCUGUUCAUCACCUAAUCCCAAUCACACAGAAAUCAAAGAGCAACGUAACAAAGAAGGGGUGAGGAAGAGACUUCGGGUGGAUGACAAGAAAAACGGUGGUAUUGUACAUCGAGAUCAGAGGGUGCGUAAAGUAUUCAAACCCGACUCUCAGGAAAAGACGUAUUAUCUUGAUGGUUCAAAAGAAGGAAACGUGGGAAGGUUUAUUAAUCACAGCUGCAAUCCCAACCUGUUUGUCCAGAACGUUUUUGUCGAUACCCACGAUCCCAAUUUCCCAGUAAUUGCUUUCUUUACAAGCCAGCCAAUCAUAGCAGGGACUGAGCUGACCUGGAAUUAUUUCUAUAAAACAGGAAGUGAUCCUGAGCAUGAGGUACCGUGUCUGUGUGGUUCAACUGACUGCCAAGCAGUUAUCAUCUGACCGUCAUGACCGCCUAUGUGAGAGGUUAGCUCAGGAGUAAGGCUAAGCAUAAGACUUGAGGCUCAGAAACAUCGCAGAACUGCGGAUAUAAAAUCUGCGCAACGUGCUUUCAUUUCCAAGCAGUAAAAGCUCAGCGUCGGCGUAUUUCUGAACAUUGCUUUCAAUAAUAAAAGCUGAAUAAAGUCAGAUGGUGUUUGAUGGUUCUACACUGUUCAUCUGUUAAAAAUAGUAGAAACAGUCAUUCUUUAAUGGUUAAUAACUGUGUUUUUUUUUGUACAUUGUUCAAAAUAAAAUGUUUCAGGAAAUAAAAUCUGCAUCUUUCACAGCCUGACAUGGCUGUGCUCUUGGAUGAUGUGGAAUUUACUGAUCAAAUCAUCUGUUAUUGCACUGUGUAAAGUAAUUAAUAGUUGUUUGGAUUUAAGAUGUAUUGUGAUUGUGAUGCCUGAUCUUGGCUUGGUGUUUGCCUUCUGAACAAAUAAUACAAUAUAUUAUCUAAUCAUCUA
This is a messenger RNA of Tachysurus fulvidraco (yellow catfish), 3564 nucleotides long. It is a transcript of the gene setdb2, whose product is annotated as SET domain bifurcated histone lysine methyltransferase 2. Gene Ontology annotation, molecular function: protein binding; histone H3K9 methyltransferase activity; zinc ion binding. Gene Ontology annotation, biological process: heterochromatin organization; negative regulation of gene expression. The coding region runs from base 1094 to 3061 and encodes 655 amino acids. The record is from RefSeq and is a predicted model, not a curated record. Gene Ontology annotation, cellular component: nucleus. NCBI's taxonomy places the organism in Eukaryota, Metazoa, Chordata, Actinopteri, Siluriformes, Bagridae. The transcript has 11 exons.